AUGAACGCAAUGCUCUCCGGCAUUCCUGGCACGGCUGGGUACCUGUACGACAUCAUCAGCAUGGGUCGUUCCCCGGCUGAACUCCAAGACCGAGUGUGCGCAGUACUUGAACGCGUGCAGGAAUAUGGCUUCCGAUUGCGGGCCGACGAGUAUCAAUUCUUCCUAGAGUACAUUAAAUACAUUGGAUUCAUCUUUGACCCCACU
Messenger RNA from Dibothriocephalus latus, 204 nucleotides. The record is from the annotation of a GenBank genome assembly. Lineage: Eukaryota; Metazoa; Platyhelminthes; Cestoda; Diphyllobothriidea; Diphyllobothriidae.